AUGGACAUGGAUUGUCCGGGAGUCGCGGCGGAAUUCGGCAGGGUUCAGGAGCCUGCAGCGGACGACAACGAGGACAAUAGAAAUCGGAACGAAGACGACGAAGACGGGGAGGAGACGGGCGACGAUUUCGAGCUGCACGACGGGCCGAUUAACAAUGACGGCGGAGGCAUCUCCGCGGGAGGGCCCGGGUGGGAGGCGUUCCUACCGCAGGGUAGUUUGAGGGUUUUGCUGGUCGAAGAUGACGACUCCACCCGCCACGUCGUCGGCGCGCUGCUGAGAAACUUCACUCCAGCAUCCAACGGCGUGCACGCGUGGGAGCUGCUGACGGCGAGCGGUGCAGCUCGGUUCGACCUGGUGCUGACGGACGUGGUGAUGCCGGGGCUGUCGGGCAUCGGGCUGCUCACGCGCAUCAUGACGCGCGAGGCUCUCCGCGGCAUGCCCGUCAUCAUGAUGUCGUCGCACGACAGCAUGGAGAUGGUUCUAAAGUGUUUUCAGAAGGGCGCUGCGGAUUUCCUCGUCAAGCCCGUGCGCAAGAACGAGCUCAAGAACCUCUGGCAGCACGUCUGGCGCCGAUGCCACUCGUCUACGGGCAGCGGCAGUGGCAGCGGCAGUGGCACGAACGGCAAGGUGUUACGAGAGAAGCGGGGCGCGUACGAGGGCGACGGAGUGGGGUGCAGCUUCAACGUGAACGGCGGCAGCGACAACGGCAGUGGCACUCAGGUUCGUAUCGGCCCCCGUGCUGCUGCUGGGAACGAUGCUGGGAACGAUGCUGGGAGUGAUACCGAGAGGGAUGCUGGAAGGGAUGAUAGCAGGGACGCCGGCAGUCGCACAUGCUCACCUGUGCGCGGCAGCAUCGGCCCCCGGUCUCAGUGCCCAUCGCACGGCUCUUCAUGCAGCCUGGGUCGGAGGUCCCCGCGGAUUGACCCCCUUGGUAAACGACCCAGAAGCCCCGAGGCUGGCGCUCAAUCACGUCCGGAUCCAGGCUGGGCUUCAGGCUCGGCGUCAGGCUCGGCGUCAGGCUCGGCCUUCGGCUCGGGCUCGGGCUCAGGGUCGGGUUCGUCCUUGAAGGGGGGCUCAGGCUCGGGCGAUGGUGGGAAGAAGCGCGGUGGUUUGUCUUCCGCCCUCCUCUCCGCUCCCCACGCUCCUGCGCCGUCUCCUCUCCGCGCGCCUCACCCUCCUGUGGCGCCGCUUCUCACGCUUUUCGCGGAGUGA
Molecule: messenger RNA, 1212 nt
Organism: Closterium sp. Naga37s-1
Lineage: Eukaryota; Viridiplantae; Streptophyta; Zygnematophyceae; Desmidiales; Closteriaceae
Source: the annotation of a GenBank genome assembly